AUGUCUGCAUCUACUGCUACUCCAACUUCCACUUUGAUCUCUGCUUCAACAUCGAAUUCGUAAGUUUUUCUAUUUUUUAUAUUAAGUACUCAACAAUAUAUUUUGUUAAUUUCAGACUUCCUUCGAUGAAAUCACUUCUCGAUGCAUUGGAUUACACUUUUAAUCGAGCACGUCAAAUAAAUAAACAAUUACAAGAUGGAUCAAACUGUAAAGACAUUGAAAUCGACACCGAAGAUGACAAAAAAGCAUCUGAAAUCAUCAUCAAAUUUGGAGAAAAUGACGAUUUGUGGAACUUCAAAAUGACUACAGAAGAAUGGAAAGAAAUUGAGGAAUUAUUAGGAGAAGAUGAUGAAGAAAGUGAUGAAGACUUCGAAAAAUAUAUGGAUAGUAUUUUGAGAGAAACUGAUUCUGAGGAAUUGGACAAAUCUACAAAGUAA
Molecule: messenger RNA, 437 nt
Organism: Caenorhabditis angaria
Lineage: Eukaryota; Metazoa; Nematoda; Chromadorea; Rhabditida; Rhabditidae
Source: the annotation of a GenBank genome assembly